This is a messenger RNA of Scedosporium apiospermum, 3408 nucleotides long. RefSeq names its product Calcium-transporting ATPase 2. Gene Ontology annotation, molecular function: ATP binding; P-type calcium transporter activity; ATP hydrolysis activity. NCBI's taxonomy places the organism in Eukaryota, Fungi, Ascomycota, Sordariomycetes, Microascales, Microascaceae. The record is from RefSeq and is a predicted model, not a curated record. Gene Ontology annotation, cellular component: membrane; intracellular membrane-bounded organelle. Gene Ontology annotation, biological process: calcium ion transmembrane transport; intracellular calcium ion homeostasis. The coding region runs from base 1 to 3408 and encodes 1135 amino acids. The transcript is spliced from 3 exons.
AUGUCCCUAGGCGGAGAAACCCUCCAUUUCGGCCCUCGCAGCCGCGCCAACACCGACACUACCAUGAACACGACCUUCAACGAAAAGUCUAAGCUCGGAGCGGCCGGUUCAAAAUCCGCGGGCAUCCUCCCGCUAUACAAUGGCAUCAGAGCCGAAGAAGCUCUCCGCCCGGACAAAGGACAUGAGAAAGAUUUCCAGGUCCAAAACAAUCCCUUUGGCGUCACCCCCGGCGAGUUGAACAAGAUGCUCAACCCCAAGUCUUUGGCUGCUUACGCCGCUCUCGGCGGCUUGCCCGGCAUUGAACGCGCUCUGCGUACCGACAUCAGCUCUGGUCUCAGCGCCGACGAGGGAAAGCUCACUGGCACUGUUCGCAGAGCCGUCGAGGCGGCGCAGGAGCGGAAAUCUCACGCUGCCAAGGCAUCUACUACUCUCCAGCCCAUUAGCGACGUUAACCACGCCGUGGAUGCCAAAGAGCAGUUUGUAGAUCGCAAGCGCGUCUUCAAGGAUAACCGCCUGCCCCCUCGCAAAACCUACACCAUUGCGGGUCUUCUCUGGAGGGCAUACAAUGAUAAGAUCUUGUGGCUCUUGACGGUCGCCGCUAUCGUGUCAUUGGCUCUUGGUCUCUAUGAGACUUUUGAUGGUGGUAAGAACGUCGAGUGGAUCGAGGGUGUCGCAAUUUGCGCCGCUAUCAUCAUUGUUGUCGUCGUCACUUUCUUCAACGAUUGGCAAAAAGAGAAGCAGUUCACUAAGUUGAACCAAAAGAAAGAGGAUCGUGAGGUCAAGGCUGUCCGCUCUGGCAAGGCCGCUAUGAUCUCGGUUUACGACGUCAUGGCCGGCGAUGUCCUGUACAUCGAGCCUGGUGACUCUAUCCCCGCCGACGGCAUCUUCAUCAGCGGCCAUGGCGUCAAGUGCGAUGAGUCCUCGGCCACUGGUGAAUCCGAUGCCCUCAAGAAGGUACCUGGUGCGUUAGUCUGGGAACAGAUUUCCUCCGGUACUGCCAGCCCCGAAGAUAUGGCGAAACUUGACCCCUUCAUCAUCUCGGGAAGCAAGGUCCUCGAAGGUGUUGGAACUUUCUUGGUUACGAGCGUUGGCGUGAACUCCAGCUAUGGAAAGAUUCUUCUGUCCCUUCAGGUCAAGACCGAACCUACGCCACUCCAGGUGAAACUGGGUACGAUGGCCAACUGGAUCGGUGGUCUCGGUUCACUUUGGGCGGGUAUCCUCUUCUUCAUUCAGCUGUUCCGAUUCAUUGCUGCUCUUCCCCAGAACCCUGGUACUCCCUCUGAAAAGGCCGGCGAAUUCCUCGACAUUCUCAUCACAGCCAUUACCAUCAUUGUCAUGGCUGUUCCCGAGGGUCUACCCCUUGCUGUCACCCUCGCUCUCGCCUUCGCGACCACUCGUAUGCUGAAGGACAACAACCUCGUUCGUGUGCUUCGUGCUUGCGAGACUAUGGGUAAUGCCACCACCAUCUGCUCCGAUAAGACUGGCACCCUCACCCAGAACAAGAUGACCGUUGUCGCCGGGUCCUGGGGCAAGGACCAGAAGUUCUCACUCCAGCCGUCCGGUGAUGACGAGCAAACUUUCACCAACCUAUUCAAGAAGCUUUCCGCCGGCUUCAAGAGCCUCCUCAUGCAGUCCAUUGCCAUCAACUCUACCGCUUUCGAGGGAGAAGAGGAUUGCCAGAAGACUUUCAUCGGCAGCAAGACAGAGGUCGCUCUUCUUAUCCUUGCCCAGAACAACCUGGCUCUGACCAACGUCGCUGAGGAGCGAAGCAACACCCAGAUCGUACAAAUCUACCCCUUCGACUCGGCUCUCAAGUGCAUGGGUACGGUGAUUCGACUCCCCUCGGGCGACUACCGCCUUGUUGUCAAGGGUGCUUCGGAAAUCAUGCUUUCCAAGGCUACGACGUACGUCGCUAACAUCGACUCCGAUGACUACGCCGUUGUUUCCAUGGACGAAAUCGCCAAGCAGCAGGUCUCAGCACAGAUUCAGGCCUACGCCGAGCGCUCCCUUCGUACUAUUGGCUUCCUAUACAAGGACUUCCCUGUGUGGCCUCCUGUAGAAGCUGAAGUGCUCGAAGAGGACAAGUCCAUGGCCAAAUUUGCUUCCGUCAUGUCCGGUAUGGUCUGGGUUGGUCUCGUUGGUAUCCAGGAUCCUCUUCGUCCUCAGGUAACCGACGCCGUACGCCGUUGCCAGGGAGCCGGCAUCAAGGUUCGCAUGGUCACUGGUGACAACCAAGUAACUGCGCGGGCCAUUGCUACGGAAUGCGGCAUAACUACCGAGAAUGGUAUCGUGAUGGAAGGCCCCGUCUUCCGACAGCUCUCUGACCAUGAAAUGGAUGCCAUUAUUCCACGCCUUGAUGUCCUCGCUCGCUCCUCACCUGAGGACAAGCGGAUUCUCGUUGAGAGGUUGAAGAAGCUUGGCGAGACUGUCGCUGUUACCGGAGAUGGUACUAACGACGGACCCGCACUCAAGACUGCUGAUGUUGGUUUCUCAAUGGGUAUCGCCGGUACCGAGGUCGCAAAGGAGGCAUCGGAGAUUAUUCUCAUGGAUGACAACUUUACCAGCAUCGUCAAGGCUGUCAUGUGGGGCCGCAGUGUCAACGACGCCGUAGCCAAGUUCUUGCAGUUCCAGAUCACCGUCAACAUCGCCGCUGUUACACUCGCCUUCAUCUCCGCACUUGCUUCAGAUGAUAACUCGUCCGUCCUCAAGGCCGUGCAGCUUCUCUGGGUCAACAUGAUUAUGGACACUUUCGCCGCCCUGGCUCUCGCCACAGAUGCCCCUACCGACUCCAUCCUCGACAGGAAGCCGACCCCCAAGUCCGCUGCGCUCAUCACCAUGAAUAUGUGGAAGAUGAUUCUCGGCCAGGCUUUCUACCAGAUCGUCAUCACGCUCAUCCUUUACUUCCUCGGCGAGAAGAUCUUCAAGUACGACUUCGCGGCCAACCCCCACCAGAAGCAUGAGCUCGACACCAUGGUGUUCAACGCCUUUGUGUGGAUGCAGAUCUUCAACAUGUUCAACAACCGACGAUUGGAUAAUAAGCACAACAUCUUUGAGGGCGCGCACAAGAACUACUUCUUCAUUACCAUGGCCGCCAUUAUGGUCGCAGCUCAGAUCAUGAUCGUUUUCAUUGGUGGCCAAGCUUUCGAGGUAGUCCGUAUCGACGGCGUGCAAUGGGCUGUCUGUAUCCUCGUGGCGCUGCCUUGCUUGCUCUGGGGUGUCAUCCUCCGUCUCAUCCCCGACGAGUAUGCCGAAGCUCUCUUCAUGGCCAUCGCGAAGGCUUUCAUGUUCGUGUUCAGGCCGUUCUGGAAGGUGAUGAGGCUCGUGUUCCACCCAGUUGCCGAGAUCGGACGAGGCAUCCGACGGUGGAGAAAGGGAAAGGUUAUUGAGGGGGUAGACGACAGCGACUAA